Pieris macdunnoughi is the source of this 435-nucleotide messenger RNA. Lineage: Eukaryota; Metazoa; Arthropoda; Insecta; Lepidoptera; Pieridae. The record is from the annotation of a GenBank genome assembly.
AUGAGUGAAAACAAAGCGGUGUCGGAAAAAGAGCUUUUGGAUGCGAUAAAAAAUCUUUUGAGAAAAGGCGGUCACCUGAAUAAAUUUCAAGCAGAGAUGAGAGCCAAAGUAACCGAAAUCCUUCAGAAUAGACAAGUAGCCCUCAACCCCAAUUAUAAAAACACGGGCGCGCCAAAACUAUCAGAUGAAGUGUUGCUUAUCAACGAAUUGAUUCGAGAAUAUCUUGAAUGGAAUGGGUACUUAUAUACCGCAUCUGUUAUGAGUUCAGAGGCCGGAAUGUCGCCCGUGAAGCGUCCUCGAAGAGAGUUAUGUGCGGAAGUAGGGGUCAAGGAUGAUGAGAAAUCGUCAACGUUACCCCUACUAUCAAAUAUCAUUGCAGCCUACACUGAGAGAAUCAAACGGAAAAUCAAUAGGAUGAAAAAAGUAACUCAAUAG